Messenger RNA from Planococcus citri (citrus mealybug), 3458 nucleotides. RefSeq lists its product as uncharacterized. Gene Ontology annotation, cellular component: mitochondrial matrix; ribonucleoprotein granule. Gene Ontology annotation, molecular function: RNA binding. Gene Ontology annotation, biological process: mitochondrial RNA processing; regulation of mitochondrial mRNA stability. The transcript is spliced from 3 exons. Bases 308 to 3082 code for a protein of 924 amino acids. The record is from RefSeq and is a predicted model, not a curated record. Lineage: Eukaryota; Metazoa; Arthropoda; Insecta; Hemiptera; Pseudococcidae.
CAAUUGCACCCCAUCCACCUGCGAGCUGACAAAAUAACUAAUAAGUUUUCGUUAUCAGAGCAGCUGCAAAGCGGUGAAUUUUUUGAUAAUUUUUUCUAAAAAUUGAACAAGUUGUGUUUCAUUUAAAUUGUUUAUACCAAAAUGAAAUCAUUUGGAUCUAGAAUCUAGUAUUGGCUUUUGUUAUUUGGUUCCUAUCAUCGUCAUGGUUGAUCAAAGUGUUCAAGGAGAAUUCCAAUUUUCUUGAGAUAUCGCCACGAAUAUUUGCUGAAUUUGGUAACUGAGAAGUGCUGCAUUCUUCAACGCUAAAAUGUUUUCUAUUUUUGGAGGUCGCGCCAACUUGUCAAAACGGUUAUAUUACGUACACGAACGGAGCGUAGUAAAAAUACUUCCCAAUUUUCGAAGUCGUAAUAAUAUCUCAAAACAGUUGCAUUGUUUACAACAAAAUCAUGCUAGAAGCGAUGUAAAACAGAUGUUUCUGAGUUCAACAAUCUGCGCUGACUUCUCUGAUAAAUUACGUUACUCGCAUACAGACAGUUUAUAUUCGAGUUUCCAUAAACAUACAGAUUUCUCUAAAGAGUUAUAUUCGACCUCACAGAGUUUGACAGAUGAUCUUGGUGAUUUAAUAGGAGAAUGGCUUUGGCGUUUUGAUUCGCUGGGCGUAAUUGACGCUACAGUUAUAGCUGGCACUUUCAAUGUUUUAUCAAAAUUGGAUAUUUUCGACUCAUCGUGGGUUAAGGAAGAUCAAGAUAAUUUCAAGAAGCUCAUCGUCAAACUUGCUGAGAAAGCUGAUAACGCUACAAUGAUUUAUAACUUCAGUUCUUGGCAGAUUUCAAACAGUCUAAAUGCUUUUUCCAAAUGGAACGUGUUCAGAACUUAUUAUUGGGAAGCGGAUCAAGUUAAUUUGUUCAAAUCUUUAGUUGCUAGAUUGAUAAAUCAAGGAAACUAUCUGAUGGACCCGAAAACUAAAAUACCCGAUAGAUUUACUGCUCAGGCUGUUACUAAUAUUUUAAACGCUUUGUCAAAGUGGAAUAUCGACGAGUUACCCGGGUGCAGAGAGUUCAUCGUUCGGCUGAUGAAGCAUGGAAUACUGGUUGCAAAAAGAAACUCCGGAGUUGAUAGGUUCAAUUCUUUGAACAUCGUCAAAACCUUGAACGCGAUGUCAAAGUGGAAAACAGAUGAAUUACAAGGAACCAAAGAAUUCAUCAUACAGUUAAUGAAACAUGGAAAUUUGAUAGCUGGUGAAUUCAGUCCUCGAGAGAUUGCUGGUAGUUUGAAUGCUUUGUCUAAAUGGAAUGUCGACCAAUUACAAGAAGCCAAAGGAUUCAUAACAAGGCUGAUUAAACAAGGAAACGUAACUAUUGACAAGUUCAACUGUCAAGAUAUCGCCAAUUGCUUAAACGCUCUGUGCAAGUGGAACAUCGCCGAGUACGAAGGAGCUGAAAAAUUUAUCAUUCAGUUGGUAAAACGAGGUGGUGGCAUAGCUGGUGGAUUUAAACCUCAAGAAAUUUCUAAUUGCUUGAAUGCGGUGUCCAAAUGGAAUUUAAACGAAUUACAAGGAACUAGACAGUUUAUCAUUCAGUUGGUGAAUUGUGGAAAUUUAACAGCUAACAAAUUCGAUCCUCUGGGCAUCUCCACUAGUUUGAAUGCUCUUUCAAAAUGGAACAUAGAUCAAUUUCCAUCUUCUAAAGAAUUCAUUAUUCAGCUCGUUAAACGAGGUGAUUUUUCCAUCAGCGGAUUUAAUCCUCAAAGUGUCGCUAACAGUUUGAAUGCCUUAGCCAAGUGGAGUAUUGAUGACUUACCAGGAGCUAGACAAUUCAUUACCAAGCUUCUAGAUAGAGGUAUUUCAACUGUUGAUGGAUUUAGUUCGCAAGCUAUUUCUAAUUCCUUAAAUGCCCUGUCCAAAUGGGAUAUUAGGGAGUUUGAAAAAUCUAGAAAGUUCGUCGUUUUAUUAAUAAAACGAGGCCAUGAAACGCUCAGUGGAUUCGAACCACAAGCUAUUGCUAAUAUUUUGAAUGCAUUGUCCAAAUGGAACAUUGACGAAUUUGCAGGAUCUAAAGAAUUCAUCGUUGAAUUAGUGAAAGAAGGAUCUUUGAAGGCCGCCCAAUUCGAUCCUCAAAACAUCGCCAAUAGUUUAAAUGCUUUGUCUAAAUGGGACAUCAACGAAUUACACGGAGCUAAAAAAUUCAUCGCGCAGUUGAUAAAUCAGGGCAAUUUAAUAGCUGAUAAAUUCGAUUCUCAAGAAAUCGCCAACAGCCUUAAUGCAUUACGUAAAUUCGACAUUUUUAAUCGUGACAAAUGGAACGAAGAAGAAACGUCAAAUUUCAAAAUUUUCAUCAUUCAACUUGCCGCUAAAGGAGAAGAGAUUUACGAAGAAUUUGAUUCGCAAAGUGUUGCCAAUGCUUUCAACGCCCUUUUGAAAUUGGAGAUUCUAAAUGAUGACAAAUGGAUGCAAAAUGAACAAAACCAGCUCAAGAAUUUCGUCGUCAUGCUUGCCAGUUUAGAAAAACCUUGUCAAGAAUACACUCUCGAAAGUGUUUCGUGUGUCUAUAGCCCAUUACUGGACUGGAACGUUUUUUACAACGAUAAAUUCGACGUCGGUGCACUGAAAGAGUUUGAAAGUCUGAUUAGUAAUUUGGAAAAUCGAAUUUUCACCAUUACCGAACAGCAGUGCUUUGUUGAACCUGACGUUGAUAUAAGAUUUGCUGCUCAAAUCAUCAAAGAUUUGAUCAAACUAAAGUCUAACGAUUUGAUAAUGUCUGAAAAUAGAGUCCUUGUUGAUUUAAUGCGAUGUUUAAGCAUUAGUGUAGACAGAUGUAAAGCUAGUCAUUUGAUGGAUAGUUGGACUCGGAAAAAUAUUCUAUCUGGUUUACAGGAACUUUGUAACAUAGUUCGCGAAUCAAAUGAUAGGUCUAAUUUUGAAGGUGUAUUUGAUGAAAAUCUAAUCGAAAUAUACGAAAAAUUAAUUAAAUUAAAUGUGAUAUAUGCUGAUAAAGUAUUGGAAAAAAUAAGCGAGCUUCAUGAAUUAAGGAUAAUAAAAGAUCGUGAAGUAUUGAAUACGUUGAAAAGAUCUGCUAUCUGUUAGAUGUGGAGAAUGAGAAAAUUUUGAUGGAUAUUUAUGGGUUGAAUGAGUUUUGAAAUUCGAAUUGUAAUUUUACAAAUUUUAAGCUCAAAAUUGAAGACAAAAUGAAGGGAAGUACAUAAGUGAUUUGAAGUUUCUUGAGAUAUUGAGAUGAAAACUGAAAAAUUCUAUUUCAGUAGGUAGGUAGGUAUUUAGUUGCAAUUUUCAAGUUCUUACUUUGUUAGUUUUGUGUAAACAGUCUUCGAAAUUCAAUCUUUCGUCAUUCGCUUACUUUCAAUACUUUUUUUUAGGUACCUACCUAAUAAAUUAUUAUGUUUGACAUUUGUACAGUGUUCUCUUGUGAUAUGUUUCGUGAAAUAUAAUGUUGUAUGUAUUUGGA